CGGCGGAGGUGGCCUUUCGUGCGUACCUCGAGCACCUACACUGCGCGCGGGCGUUUGGACGUAAAUCGUAGUGGACCUUCUUCCCCCAGCAGGACGUGCGUCUCCUGGAACCAGACCCUCGAGGGAGGACCGCACUGGCGAAUUUGGAGCGGUUUUACUUCUCCCGCAGCAUUUUUCGUCAGAGACCAUGGAAGAGGCCUCACGAGUUUCCUCACAUUAUAACCUCCCCAUCCCUCCCCGAAGCGCCGUCUCCCCUCUCCAGCAAAAUGGUGCUGGCUAACUCAUGUCUGUGAGAUCAGUUGUGUCGUUUAACUUGGCUUUCUGGUAAAUUCGUGGACAGUAGACUCGAAAAGAUUUUUUCUGAGCCCUUGGAUAUCAGUAUAUUCCGUUAGAAACAUGACUUUGCUGCCAAUGCAUCAGUUCUUACCUGGCCUUGAGAGACUGACACGCUGCAAUUCAGACUUCUAUAUUUCCUGUGAAUCACAAAUGAAAACAUCUGUGAAAAGUCAGGGCACACUGAUAUGUUAUGUUGGUAACAUUAGCAUUUCUAUUAGAUUAAAGUUUUGGAAGACUCUAAAUAGCUUCUUCAGCCUCUAACUUUUUUUACAGGAGAGAAAAGUGAAGCUCUACUUCUAGAACUUGGUCUGGAUUAGGACUCCUGCCUCUUGUGUGCAUCUUUAUAUGUUUAUAUUGAAACAUAGUAUCUUUAUACAGAGAAGAUGGCAGAAUCACUAGUGUCUUAUAAAUAGCCAUUAAUCCCACCAACCCAUCCCAUUUUCAUUCAGGAAAUAUAAGAAAUGCUGAAUAAAGAUUAUUAGUUGCCCGGUUCCACAGAUAAAUUGGAAUAAAUCCAGGUACAGUGGAACAAAUCCAAAUACAGUAACCGGAGUGGAAGUUACUUUUUUUAAACUAAAAUAUUAGGUUUUCCCAUGAUUUCCUGAAGGAAAAAAUAAAAUCAAGUUUUAAAAGUUUUACUAGGUAGACUUUCAGUAUGGUUUUGCAAAAUUAUCCUCAGCUUUCAAUAAACUUUCAAUAAGAGCUCUCCCCUUAGAUUGUUUAUCAACUAGUCACCGUGUAGAAGAGAUCUUUAUUUUUUGAAAGGUGGUUUGGAGUCAGUUCUUACAGUGUUACUGGUUCCCAGCUCCUUGGAGGUACCCGACAACAUACAGAUCUCAGCAACACAACUCUGGCCUUCUACGUUUCUUGUCUACUCUGUCGGCACAGUGGCAUGCAGCCUGGCUCUAAAGAGGGAAGGCUUUCAAGCCCCCUUGUCAGCGGAGCCUUAAGGUGAACUGCAGGAAGGUCCAGCCCGGUACUUGUGGUGCAGAGCCAGCCAGAGAGGCGUGGAGAGGCCAGAGCUGUAGCUCUGUGCAGCCCACUCAAGGAUGUCUCCCAGCCUUCAGGAAGGUGCUCGGCUUGGGGAAAGCAAACCCUCGCCCUGCUCCUUUUUAAUUGAGAGCAUCUUAGGACUGGACCAGAAGAAAGACUGUGUUGCAUCAAUGAAACCCCACAGGCCCUGGGCAGACACCUGCGGCUCUUCAGGGAAAGAGGGUAAUCUAUGUCUACAUAUCCCAAGUCUUCCUAAUGGGAUCUCAUUACCUCAUACUGUGGAUCACUCAGUGCCGGAAGAAAGUGUUUUGAAAUAUGAAGAUUACUUUUCAGCCUCAGAAAGACUUUCCUUGAAAAGAGAGUUGAGUUGGUAUAGAGGCCGAAGACCUAGGACUGCCUUUACUCAAAACCAGAUUGAAGUGUUGGAAAAUGUCUUUAGAGUAAACUGCUAUCCUGGCAUUGAUAUCAGAGAAGACCUAGCUCGAAAAUUGAACCUAGAGGAAGACAGAAUCCAGAUCUGGUUCCAAAAUCGGCGUGCAAAGCUGAAAAGAUCCCAUAGAGAAUCACAGUUUCUAAUGGCAAAAAAAAAUUUCAACACAGGUCUCUUGGAAUAGAUAGAAAACUAAACAUGGGAAAUUAUCUUCCAGUUGUGGCACAUGAAGAAUCAAUGGAAAUAUCAAAUGUUAAAAAUGUGAUGUUUUAUUUUCUGUGUUUAAUCUGAGUAUUGUCUUUUUUUUUCCUGAAAAUAUAUUGUAAAUAAUUACUAUUAUAACAUGGUACCUAUUAUACUUGGGCACUUUUAGUUACUUGUAAUAAAGGCCUUUCCUAUAUAUUUUAAUAAACAUUUUCAGAAAAAGCCAUCUAUUUUUUGUGGGAAAUUUAAUCUAAUAAAUUAGUUUGCUAAAAUUAGUAAACUCAUGCCUACUUGACUCCACAACUGGAUUCCAUUUACAAAAUAAUUGAAAUCAAAUAAUCUGAAGAAUGGCACAGAGGUUUGUUUCAGUAAGUUUCAGUAAGUUUGUUUCAGUGUUUCCUUCAACUGCAUUUUGAAACAUGAUUAUUCUUAAAUAUAGAGUAUGAUUUAUUCAUGAAUCUUUUGUUUCUCUUGAUUUCUGGCAUAAAG
Molecule: messenger RNA, 2452 nt
Organism: Hippopotamus amphibius kiboko
Lineage: Eukaryota; Metazoa; Chordata; Mammalia; Artiodactyla; Hippopotamidae
Gene: HESX1
Product: HESX homeobox 1
Exons: 5
Coding region: 1386-1943 (185 amino acids)
Biological process (GO): regulation of transcription by RNA polymerase II; pituitary gland development; forebrain development
Cellular component (GO): nucleus
Molecular function (GO): RNA polymerase II cis-regulatory region sequence-specific DNA binding; DNA-binding transcription repressor activity, RNA polymerase II-specific
Source: RefSeq, a predicted model, not a curated record